Mytilinidion resinicola is the source of this 435-nucleotide messenger RNA. RefSeq lists its product as uncharacterized. NCBI's taxonomy places the organism in Eukaryota, Fungi, Ascomycota, Dothideomycetes, Mytilinidiales, Mytilinidiaceae. The transcript has a single exon. The record is from RefSeq and is a predicted model, not a curated record. The annotation marks the transcript as partial.
UUUGAGUACUCCCCGUUAGAGCCAGGGCAUAUCAGAGUCCUUACGCUCCUCCCACGACGCGCCGGGGAGAGAUUUGCUAUUGUGCGAUGUACGAUGCGGCAUGUGUCUUUAGAUACAAUUCCUUCCGAAGCGCAGCUUGGAAUUGCAUUGUCAUACGUCUGGGGGCCGACCACCCAAGAAAUGCGGGACAUCAUCCUCAACGAGCGCACCUUCACCGUCAGCGCCAGCCUAUGCGAAGCCAUGGCAUGUCAACGAGGCAGGAUCGGUGAUAGACCGCGCACGAUAUGGAUCGAUGCCAUCUGUAUCAACCAAUCCGACACGGCCGAGCGAGCUUCUCAAGUUUCAAUGAUGCAACACAUAUACUCGCGAGCUGAUGCUACCGUCGUCUGGCUUGGGCCACCGGAAAAUGACAGCGAAAGCGCCUUGAAUGCGAUA